Messenger RNA from Toxorhynchites rutilus septentrionalis, 2355 nucleotides. RefSeq lists its product as uncharacterized. The coding region runs from base 1 to 2355 and encodes 784 amino acids. The record is from RefSeq and is a predicted model, not a curated record. The transcript has 3 exons. Lineage: Eukaryota; Metazoa; Arthropoda; Insecta; Diptera; Culicidae.
AUGGAGAAGCUUCAACUACGACGAUCAGCAAUCGAAGGGCGUCUGGGUAACAUUUCCGCCAGAGUCCAAGCCAUGCACAUUGGGACGUCCUGUGUGGAGGAUCUAGACGUUGAAUUGGACAGCCUGCGUGAACUUUGGCAGGACUUCCGAGCAGUUCACAAUGGCAUUCUGGACCAUUGCACGGACGACGAGUCUAUAGACGAGCACGUAGAAUAUGAGACCUCGCUGGAGAAACGGUACAAUCGUACCAAAGCAACGAUCCUGCAGUUCAAGCGUGUCAUCAGUAACCAGAAUCAGGAUUCAGCGAAUGUGGCUACUUCCGAUAUCAGUCAAUUACACCCAGAAACAUCGACAGCGCACGUAGUUCCCGAAAAACAAUUGCCUAAGGGUAUUCAACCCACCUUUUCGGGCGAUUACGACGAAUGGACUUCAUUCUACGAUUUGUUUACAAGUUCCGUCCAUCAAAACGAGCGACUUACCAAAGCACAGAAGCUUGUCUACCUCAAAACGUACACCUCCGGGCGAGCAGCGGCUUUGUUGAAACAUGCUAAGAUUGAGGAUCGAAACUACGAAGGAGCCAUGGAGAUGUUGAGAAAACGAUUCGACCGACAGGACCAAAUUGUCACCCACCACAUUCAAAGAUUUUUGGAAAUUCCUGCGUUAACUGUUGCAUCAGCAAACAAUUUGGCACGUAUGCAUGACACAGCGGACGAUGUACGACGUGCUCUUCAAGCCAUACAGCGAGAAGAACGCGACUGCUGGCUUAUACACUUGUUACUCGCAAAGCUGGACAUCGACACCAGGCAACAAUGGUAUAAUCGAACAUCCACCAUGGAAGCUACACCGACACUGACUGACUUCCUGGCUUACGUGGAACAGCGAGCCUAUACCUUGGAAACCUCUCACGUGUCAUCGGCUAAACCUGUAAUAAGACAACCACCACGCAGCAACAGUUUUGCGGCGACGAGCAGGGCACCCCGACCCACCUGCGCAAUUUGUGGCGGUCCUGAACACAAGCUAUUCUUUUGCGACCGCUUCAAGGCACUAUCCGUGGCCGAUCGCUUUGAAUGUGUCACGCGACUUGGCAGAUGUCAUAACUGCCUUCGUGAGAGACAUGGAAGCAACGACUGCUGCUCCGGCACUUGCAAACGUUGCAGUCAAAACCAUCACACUCUUCUUCAUGAGGAACGGCGAGAUCCAUAUCAACCACAACUUCCCGGUGUAGUUAGUAAACAUCAUUCCUACAACGAUGCGUUUUGUUCGGUUUUUCUGGCUACCGCAGUCGUCAACGUUUUGGACGCCAGGGGGAAUCUUCGUACAGCGAGAGCUCUUCUGGAUUCAGGCUCACAAGCGUGCUUUAUCACAUCCGAUCUGUCCAGAAGGCUAGGAUUGGACAAACGCCACAUUAACCUGCCCCUUAGAGGAGUUUCGGAACUAGCAACCAGAAUCCGCGAAGCAUUGGGCUGGAUAGUAGCAGGAUUCCACGAACACGGAGAUAGAGCGGAACAAAUCUCCUCCAACUUCUGUGCACGAAUAGAGGAUGACAGCGAAAUCAAAAACCUCAACAAAUUGGUGGCCAGCUUCUGGGAGCUGGAAGACUUCAAGACAUCAAAAAUAUUAACCGAGGAGGAGCAGAUAUACUCAGCGCUACAACAAUAUCGGGCAUUGCUGCGCAAGCUGACCAAGAACGUUGAUCAACAGCAGCUGUAUGAGAAUUACAUUGGUGAACUCAUUGCGGCACAACAUAUCAAACAAAUGCCGGCCAUCCCGAGCCCCCGUCCGACCAUCUACCUGCCUCAUAACGCGGUUUUGAAGGAGGAGAGCAGCACAACGAAGCUACGCGUCGUGUUCAACGGUUCACUCAAAUCAUCAAAUGGGGUGACAUUGAACGACCUGCUAAUGACUGGACCCGUAGUCCAAGAUAGCCUAUACAACAUCCUGCUUAACUUUCGUCUGCAUACAAUUGCGCUGGUUGGGGAUAUAGAGAAAAUGUACCUCCAAGUGCCAGUUACCGAUGAAGACAGUAAGCUCAUUCGAAUGCUGUGGCAAGAACCUGGAAGCUCUCUGGAAGAAUACGGAAUGUGCAUUGUGACUUUCGGUUUAUCGUGUGCCUCCUUCUUGGCGACGAGAGCCCUCAAACAACUUGCGGAAGACGACGGCGAACUGUUUCCAUCGGCAACAAGCAGCAUGAACGAUUUUUACGUCGACGAUCUUCUUUCUGGCGCAUCAUCCGCUCAGGAGGCCAUAGAGAAACGUCGACAGUUAAAGGAGUUGAUGAAGCGAGGUGGAUUCACCAUGCGGAAAUGGGCCACCAAAGAUCCGACAGUAGUUGCAGACAUUCCCGUCCCGGAGUAA